This is a messenger RNA of Telopea speciosissima, 636 nucleotides long. RefSeq lists its product as uncharacterized. Gene Ontology annotation, molecular function: DNA binding. The record is from RefSeq and is a predicted model, not a curated record. Lineage: Eukaryota; Viridiplantae; Streptophyta; Magnoliopsida; Proteales; Proteaceae. The transcript has a single exon. The coding region runs from base 1 to 636 and encodes 211 amino acids.
AUGGCAAUGAAGAGAAAGCAAUCAGAAAUAAUAGAAGUUGCUUCUGUUUCUCAGAGAGACACGGCAGUGAAAAGAAAGCUAAGAGAAAAUAAUGAUCCAUUAGUGAAGCUUAAGCUGGGGGGUGGAGAUACAUCGGUUGGACUUGUGAAGAAGAAACUGAUGAAAAGUGACCUUAAUAAUCUCAGCAGAUUGAUAUUGCCAGGGGCAGAUGUAAGGAAGCAUGUGUUGCCAUUGCUUCAUCCCUGGGAAGUCCAUGAAGUGGAAGGGGGAGAUGGAGGAGGAGCAGGACUGAUAGUGCGUGUGAAGGACUUGGACACAGGUACACAGCAUCGGAUGAGUUUUAAGAAAUGGGAGAGCAGCGGUUCUUAUAAGCUUGGGCUGCGUUGGAUUUCAGAUUUCGUAAGGAGAAGAAAUCUUCAAAAAGACGACAUGAUCGUCAUGUUCUGGGUCGACGACGAUUUCGAUUCCACCAGGAGGGGCUUCUAUUUCUAUGUUGCCAAAAGAUCCUACCCUCCACCGAAUCCUCAGCUCUGCAAAUUCGCACAGAAAUUCCUCCGUCUUAGCUUGCCUACGCCUGAUUGUUCUGAUUGGUCAUCCAUCGAUUCAUGGGAUGAAAACUUCACAAAAAAUAACUAG